This is a messenger RNA of Babesia bovis T2Bo, 518 nucleotides long. RefSeq names its product putative integral membrane protein. NCBI's taxonomy places the organism in Eukaryota, Apicomplexa, Aconoidasida, Piroplasmida, Babesiidae. The record is from RefSeq and is a predicted model, not a curated record. The transcript has a single exon. The coding region runs from base 199 to 426 and encodes 75 amino acids.
AAAUUAAGACAGCAUAUAAACAUCAAUUUCUAUGUCUACAAUAGUUGUUAUUACACUGAAUUUGACGAAUAAAUGUUAGUAAUCAUACACUGACAUCCAUUAACCAUUAUUUUACCUUUGAAAAUAUAGUAACUGAUUUCGCCUCUAAAUCUACUAAAAUGAAGCAAAAGGUGGUUUUGGUACUUGGCAACGUAACGUAUGCUAUAUUUUGGCUAUCAGGAAAGGCAUUGCUAUUAUUGCUUCAAGCAAUCAAAUACCUCAUGCAUCAAUUUUGUGUAUAUCAAGUCUCCAAAGGUGGCUAUUUCUCCAAUGUCCUUUGGAUAUUUGUUUAGGGGAAUUUGUAAUUUUAUCAUCGCACACUAUUUAUAUUGGAAUUCUCUCCUGUUUCAAUGGCUUAGGGGAAGGUUUUACUUGUAUUACCCGUGAUGCCGCCCUAUAUCAGGAGUAUGCACAUACAUUGAGGAGUGUAUUCAAAUAACUCGUGAGCUUGUAUGUUGGCCAGAACUAUGAUACGGUAC